CGUCCCUUAUUAAGAGCCGACGUCGAUCGCCCGGAAAUGCACAGUAGUAAUCAGUGAUCGUAGAAAUGUGGAAGCUGCUUCUCCACAGCUCUCGUGGCAGCUCCAUUCGGGGUUCCCUUGCAUUUGUCGCGACUCUGUCAUCUUCUUCCUCGUUCUCUGCUCCUCUUUCUCAUUUCCCAUUUCAAUGCCGCCUCCACCUUUCUCCUCCGUCUCAUUCCCAAUUUUUCCCACCCUUUCAGUCCCCCGCUCUCCUGUCACUCGUUGCCUUCCAUUCUUCUUCCUAUUCUUUCGACUCAAAAUUGAAACAAGAAUUGGCUGACAAGGAGCCCAGGCCUGACGGGGGCAUUAAUAAUUCUAGUGUCAGAUUUGCUGACGAGGAUUAUCCGACGGGUGACUUUGAUUUUGCGCCCACCACUGGUUGGAGUAAAUUUCUUCUGAAGCUCAAGACGCUCAUUGCAUUCCCUUUGGAGGGUGUUCGCAGGGGAAGCAUUCUCACAAUGAAGCUGCGAGGCCGGAUAUCUGAGCAGCUCAAGAGUCCUUUCUCUCAAGGACUAUCUCUACCUCAAAUUUGUGAGAACUUUUCAAAAGCAGCAUAUGAUCCUCGUAUUUCUGGUAUCUAUCUCCAUAUUGAUAAUUUGAAUUGUGGAUGGGCUAAAGUUGAAGAAAUUCGAAGGCAAAUAUUGAAUUUCAAAAGAUCUGAAAAAAUUGUUGUGGCUUAUGUCCCUUCGUGCCGAGAAAAAGAAUAUUAUCUUGCAUGUGCAUGUGAAGAAAUAUAUGCCCCUCCAAGUGCUUAUUUUUCGUUGUUUGGAUUCACCGUUCAAGCAUCGUUCCUCAGAGGUGUUUUAGAUAACAUAGGUAUUGAACCUCAAGUUGAAAAGAUUGGGAAAUACAAGAGUGCGGGGGAUCAGCUUACUCGUAGAACCAUGUCUGAAGAAACUUGUGAGAUGAUGACUGCACUGCUUGACAAUAUUUAUGCAAAUUGGCUGGAUAAAGUCUCUUCUUCAAGAGGAAUAAAGAGAGAAGAGAUUGAGAAUUUCAUAAAUGAAGGAGUCUAUCAAGUAGACAGGUUGAAAGAAGAAGGCUUCAUUACGAACAUAAUGUAUGAGGAUGAGGUUAUUGCUAGGUUGAAGGAGAGACUCGGAUUGAAAACAAAUGGAAAUCUGCAUAUGGUGAAUUUCAGGAAAUACUGUAGAGUUAAGAGAUGGACUGUUGGAAUAUCAGGUGGUAAAGACCUGAUAGCCAUCAUACGAGCCUCCGGGAGCAUUAGUCGUGUCAAGGGUCCAUUGAGUGCAUCUAGAUCGGGUAUUAUUGCUGAGCAGUUCACUGAGAAGAUUCGCAAAGUAAGAGCGUCCAGACAAUAUAAGGCUGCUAUUAUCCGAAUUGACAGUCCUGGUGGUGAUGCCCUUGCUUCUGAUUUGAUGUGGAGAGAAAUCAGACUUUUGGCUGCCUCGAAACCAGUCAUUGCGUCAUUAUCUGAUGUUGCAGCAAGUGGAGGUUACUACAUGGCAAUGGGAGCUGGGACUAUUGUAGCAGAAAGUCUUACCUUGACUGGAUCAAUUGGAGUGGUCACAGGAAAAUUUAACUUGGGGAAACUGUAUGAGAAGAUUGGCUUCAACAAGGAAAUUAUAUCAAGGGGAAAAUAUGCUGAGGUCCUGGCUGCUGAACAACGUCCUUUUAGACCAGACGAAGCAGAGCUAUUUGCCAAGUCUGCACAGCAUAUUUAUAAACAAUUUCGAGAUAAGGCGGCUUUUUCUAGAUCAAUGACUGUAGAAAGGAUGGAGGAGGUUGCACGGGGGAGAGUUUGGACUGGUGAAGCCGCAGCUUCACAUGGUUUAGUUGAUGCUAUUGGUGGGCUUUCUCGAGCCGUUGCCAUAGCGAAAUUGAAGGCUAAUAUACCUCAAGACAGACAGGUUACUCUUGUGGAACUUUCCCGACCUUCUCUUCCAGAGAUUUUAAGUGGCGCAGGGAAUGCCCUGGUUGAAGUAGAUAAUACAUUGAAGGAACUGCUUCAGGACUGGACAUUUUCUGAUGGAGUUCAAGCUCGGAUGGAUGGAAUCAUGCUUGAGAGGUUGGAAGGAUAUGCUCACCGCAACCCCGUUUUGAGGCUGAUGAAGGAGUUCCUUGGUUCUCUGUAGCUUUUGUUGAUGGUUUAUUCUAUCGUCUUCUGUUCUCAUGAAUAAGUCCUUUACUCUUCCACUUUCGCCGGAGUAAGGAUCCACCUUCCCAUAACUUCUGUUACGUAUCCUUUUGCCCUUGCCAUUCCAAUACUUGAUAUGCAUUAAAUAAGGUGCGAAAAUGAUAGCACAUUGGAUCAAGCAACCUAUAUAUAAAUUGCCAUCUUGCCAGUCCUGCGGAAUUGCUACGCACACAAUUUUUCUUUCAGAAAAAUUAGAGACCUCUUGAAAAAAACGGAUCAUUUUUUUUUUUGAAAAAUUGUAUAUUAUCUAUAUCAAAACAUAUUCUUUGGAAGUUUGAUGUAGAUUUUGCCCUCUUUUUUUAGUUUGAUUUUUUAUGACUGUAUAAUAUUUAACUACAAUAAGCUACGUGUAUUCUUGUAUUGGCUAUAGAAAAUAAAUACAUCCAGAUUAAAUUGGAAA
Molecule: messenger RNA, 2597 nt
Organism: Neltuma alba
Lineage: Eukaryota; Viridiplantae; Streptophyta; Magnoliopsida; Fabales; Fabaceae
Product: serine protease SPPA, chloroplastic-like
Exons: 13
Coding region: 66-2135 (689 amino acids)
Biological process (GO): proteolysis
Molecular function (GO): peptidase activity
Source: RefSeq, a predicted model, not a curated record